UUUGAAUUUUCUCCUAAAAACAUGUUAAUCGUUUUCAACCAUUAAAUAAAACGACAUUUAUUUUCCCUAUAAAACACUUUCUCUUCGCUUAACUAAAAUCCACGCAAAGGCAAUCAUUCUCUCUUACACUAAAUCAAAUGGGAAAACCAACCCUUUUAGCCUUCCUUGUAAUUCUUAUCUUCAAUAUAACUUCUUCUGCUUUCUCUGCCACGGCUGAUGGUGAUGAUUCAGUUUAUGAAUCUUUCCUUCAGUGCCUGCAAAGCAACACUAACCCACAAGACGAAAUCUCAAAACUUGUUUAUUCACAAUCUAGCACAUCUUACACUUCAGUUUUAAGAGCUUACAUAAGAAAUGCACGCUACAAUACUUCAGCAACACCGAAACCACUUGUCAUUGUAACUCCAACUCAAAUAUCCCAUGUUCAAGCCACGGUUAUUUGCACAAAAAAAGUUGGUUACCAACUCAAAAUCAGAAGUGGUGGGCAUGAUUAUGAUGGGAUUUCCUACGUUUCUGACAUGCCCUUUUUCGUUCUUGACAUGUUUAAUCUAAGAUCUAUUGAAGUUAAUGUCAACGAUGAGUCUGCUACUGUUCAAGCAGGGGCUACUCUGGGUGAACUUUAUUAUAAAAUCUGGGAGAGCAGCAAAGUUCAUGGUUUUCCUGCGGGGAUUUGUCCCACGGUUGGUGUUGGUGGGCAUUUAAGUGGUGCGGGUUAUGGCAAUAUGUUAAGGAAAUAUGGGUUGUCGGUUGAUAAUGUAGUGGAUGCAGAAAUUGUUGAUGUUAAUGGGAAACUUCUUGAUAGGAAAGCAAUGGGGGAGGAUCUUUUUUGGGCAAUUCGUGGAGGUGGUGGUGGAAGUUUUGGGGUUAUAAUUUCUUACAAGAUCAAGCUUGUUUCUGUUCCUGAGACAGUUACUGUUUUCAGAGUUGAAAGAACACUCGAUCAGAAUGCUACUGAUGUUGUUUACAAGUGGCAAUUAGUUGCUCCUCAAACAAGUAAUGAUCUUUUCAUGAGGAUGCUCUUGCAGCCUGUGACAAGGAACGGUAAUCAGACUAUUAGAGCGUCAAUUGUGACAUUGUAUUUAGGGAAUUCUGAUAGUCUUGUGGCUUUAUUGGGAAAAGAAUUCCCUGAAUUGGGAUUGAAGAAGGAGGAUUGUAUUGAGACAAGUUGGAUUCAGUCUGUGAUGUGGUGGGAUGAGUCUCAAAAUCUUGGAAAGUCACCUGAUGUUCUUCUUGAUAGGAAUCCUAAUGAUGCCAAUUUCUUGAAGAGGAAAUCAGAUUAUGUUCAGAAUCCAAUAUCAAAAGAUGGGUUGGAAUGGUUGUGGAAAAAGAUGAUUGAAGUAGGCAAGACUGGAUUGGUUUUCAAUCCUUAUGGUGGUAGAAUGAAUCAAAUUCCUGCCUCAGAAACUCCAUUCCCCCACAGGGCAGGCAAUUUGUUCAAGGUGCAGUAUUCAGUGAAUUGGGAAGAAGCAGGAAGCGAGGCAGACAAGAAUUUCAUGACUCAAAUAAGGAGGCUUUACAGUUACAUGACCCCAUUUGUUUCCAAGAAUCCAAGGAGUGCAUAUCUGAACUAUAGGGAUCUUGACAUUGGUGUUAUGGAGGCUGGUAAAGAUAGUUUCGAACAGGGUAGUGUUUAUGGCUACAAGUAUUUCAAUGACAAUUUUGAUAGGUUGGUGAAAGUAAAGACUGCUGUUGAUCCAGAAAAUUUCUUCAGGAAUGAGCAGAGCAUCCCUACUUUACCAAAUGUGCAACAUGACACAGGGUUGACUGGAGGCUCUACUUCAAGGUCUAUAUCAUCCAUGUUGAUUCUAAUAGUAAUCUUGAUAUACUUUGCUUGUCUUUAAGGAUCAGAGGAUGAUGAUGUGUUCGUAGCUAUUCUUGGAUUUCUCUUUUCUCUUGUUUGGCAUUCCAAGUGGGAAACUCAUAGGCCGGCCUGUUUGUAUAUAAUCGAGGUUCUACUUCUUUGUAUGGUGUUCCCUUGUUUGAUCCUAUUUAUGAAAGGACUAUAAUUUGCC
This is a messenger RNA of Populus euphratica (Euphrates poplar), 2009 nucleotides long. Its product is annotated as reticuline oxidase-like protein. The transcript is spliced from 2 exons. NCBI's taxonomy places the organism in Eukaryota, Viridiplantae, Streptophyta, Magnoliopsida, Malpighiales, Salicaceae. Gene Ontology annotation, molecular function: oxidoreductase activity; FAD binding. Bases 138 to 1838 code for a protein of 566 amino acids. The record is from RefSeq and is a predicted model, not a curated record.